Molecule: messenger RNA, 656 nt
Organism: Vitrella brassicaformis
Lineage: Eukaryota; Vitrellaceae
Source: the annotation of a GenBank genome assembly
GUCACUGGAGCUCACAUACGAGAUGGAAACGGUCACCGGCGGCUCUCUGAGUGAGUGAGACACGCACACUUUUGGUUGGACGUUCGGUGAUUGUUCAAGGCAUCCACCAAGAUGGCCGCCCGUGCACCACUUAGUCACCUAUCGAUGGCCAUCCCUGACCUACGUCAUAUGCACUCUCACCUAUUUCUCUAUCUGUCUGUCUGUCUGUCUGCCUAAUAUAUCCUCUCUCACUGUCGUCAUCUCCACCUGCCCUCCUCCCUCCUGUCUGCUCCCGCAUCCCCUCUGUCCUUGUGUGUUAUCUGCCGCACCAGAGACGGCCGUGCGAUUGCCAUCGCCUCCUCCCGGGUGCUUUGCCUCCGGAUGGCCGAGUUCCGCCUCUGUCGCCUCGACGCCCGCCGCUGCUUGUCCUGCCGCACCAGCAGCUGGCGCGUCGCGCGCGGCAUCGUACCCAUGGACCCCGCUCUUCGGCGAGGGUCGGGGUGGGGCUGGUGGACGAUUGACGAGCUGUCGGUCGUUCUCUCCUGCACCGGAAGCCGCUGGUAGUGCUGCUGUGCAGGAGGGUGGUAGUGCUGCAGGUGGGGAUGAUCCUUCUGCAGCAUGGCAAGGCGUGACGGUGGGUGCGGCGAAGGGGUUGGUGUCCUUCGAGUGUGCGGCAU